Drosophila willistoni is the source of this 1432-nucleotide messenger RNA. RefSeq names its product M-phase phosphoprotein 8. Gene Ontology annotation, molecular function: chromatin binding. Lineage: Eukaryota; Metazoa; Arthropoda; Insecta; Diptera; Drosophilidae. Gene Ontology annotation, cellular component: pericentric heterochromatin. The record is from RefSeq and is a predicted model, not a curated record. The coding region runs from base 155 to 1345 and encodes 396 amino acids. The transcript is spliced from 4 exons. Gene Ontology annotation, biological process: chromatin organization; negative regulation of transcription by RNA polymerase II.
CGUCACAAUAAAAUUGUUGUAGAUAUAUAAAUAAUUGUUGUUUCGCGGCAAAAAAAAAAAGAGAAGAAAAAAGAGUGAAAAGCCCAAUAGCAAACUUUGAACGCUAGCGCGUCGACAUCAAAUUCGAACAAUUUGGCCGAAAUAAUAAAGCAACAUGGUUAAGCUAGGAAAAAAAAAGCUGGCCGAAGAACUAAGCAAAAAGAAACCGGAUAGAGGCAGCGAAGAGAAAAACUCGAAAAAUGGCGAUGACGGCGCUAAGACAGAUCUGUCUAAGGAAAAGGAUGUGGACUCCAAAAUUGAGACGGGCUCUUCCAAAAGUGAUAGUUCAUCACUGAAGCGUUCCGCUGAGAGCAAGGGCAAGCAGCGCAAAUCUUCCAUUGCUAAUCGUGGUCACUCGGCCUCCAAGUCCGACUCGGGAAAGGAGCAAGAAGACCAUCAAGACGAUGGUGACGACGCAAGUGACUACCUACCAUUAAAUGGUAGAAAAGGUUCCAGUUCCAUUGAGUCUUCCAGAGACCCCCCACCGUCAAAAAAGCCCCGUAAACAGGCCAAGCCAAAAGCCACAUCCAGUAAGGUGGCAACGGCAACUGUUGGCAAAGGUGCUUCUAAUAAUGCCAACAAUAAAAAAAAGAAGUCCCGCGCAGUAGCUACUGAUGACGAGGAUUCCCUUUCAAGUUCUGAUGUAGCCGAUGGGGGAGAAGAACCGGAAGCAGAAGAUGAAAAGGAAUUUGAGGUGGAAGCCAUUGUUGGUCAUAAGACGAUAAAAUGCGUCUCGUACUUCUUAGUCCGCUGGAAGGGCUAUACCAAAGACUCGGAUAGUUGGGAGCCGGAGGACGAUUUACAUUGCGAUGUCUUGAUUGCUGAAUUCCGCAAAAAGGAAAAGAUUUCCGGUAAAGCUGGCAAGCCCAAAAAAUCAAUCUUGGCUUCUGCCACGGGUGGCUCUGCCAGUGGCAACAGUCGAGGACGUCUCGUUGGCAACGCCAAGAAUAAGGGUAACAAAAAGAUACCCACUGAUCCCGAAAAAGAAUGGGCAGUCGAGCGUAUUAUCGACUUUGUCGAUGAUGAUGAACAGGGUCCAUUAUAUCGAAUCCGCUGGAAAGGUUUUGGGGCGAAGGAGGACACCUGGGAGCCGGAAUCAAAUCUCUCCUGUGAGGGCUUAAUAGAGAAAUUUAAGAAGAGUCUUGUAAACGAACGCAACGUCGACGCUAAAGAACUGCGAGAGUCACCGAAAAAAACCAAAAGAUUGGUAAAUGAAACCAUCCCACGGUCUAAUCUUCACAACCGUAUUGAACGUUCCUCGAAACGGGCCGCUGCUAAAAAUCGCGUCUUCUACGGGGAAGAAUAAUUGAUGCCCGCGCAAAUACGCAAAUUGACGACUGGAUGAUUCAAGGACGAUGCUUUUGAACGAAAAAGAGAAACAAAACACUUAACA